Neocloeon triangulifer is the source of this 2150-nucleotide messenger RNA. RefSeq names its product DDB1- and CUL4-associated factor 10 homolog. The transcript is spliced from 8 exons. Lineage: Eukaryota; Metazoa; Arthropoda; Insecta; Ephemeroptera; Baetidae. Gene Ontology annotation, molecular function: protein binding. Gene Ontology annotation, cellular component: Cul4-RING E3 ubiquitin ligase complex. The coding region runs from base 442 to 1839 and encodes 465 amino acids. The record is from RefSeq and is a predicted model, not a curated record.
AACUGCUGGGAACGUCAACAAAGAAAACACACCUGAGUUGAUUGAGAAGCUACCUGAGAAACCAAUCCUCUGCUCUGGCAGGCUCCGGCUGAUCUCUUAUGUGAAAAGUCAAUUACACAAUUCUAUCCCUUUCCUAAGUGCGCGUACUGAGUCGCUAUUAAUUGCUCAAUUGCACGUGCAUCUAACCUGCUUUGUGUUGAAAUCAAACGAGUGACAAUCAUCUCUGGUCUGGUCCCGCUUUUUAACUUAACACAAAAGUGCAGCUUGAAUUGUGAGCGUGAAGGUUGAAGACCGAAAAGAUGAAGGAGAAUUUUUGACACUUGGCAUGCGGAAAGGCCCCACAACUCUUCGGGAACACCAAAUUUAUUUACAGAAAACUGCUAAAGGUGCCGCAUACGCUUCAGAAUUUUUCUCUAGGUGUUUUCCGGGUUUCAACAGGUAAUGUCAGGGGUGACCUUCAGGGAGUACCUGAGGCGUAGAGAAUUGGGCCUGCAGCAGCCAGUGGGUUUCCAGGACUCCCUUCGUCUCAAGCUUUAUUACAACAUUCAGCCCGUUGAUUCUUUUACCGCCUCCGCAGCUACCGGCCCCUCACAUGGCGCCGUCUUCAACCUCCAGUUUUCUCCUGAUGGGAGGACGUUGGUUGCCGCUUGUGAAAAGCAGACAGUUCUCGUCCUGGACAGUGUCAGUCGAAAGCAGGUGCUGGCCCUGCGCGAGGCCCAUUCAGACUGCGUCAAUGGCGUCACUUUCCUCGACGACAGGUGCUUCUUCAGCUUCAGUGAUGACACCACAGUUGCUUUGUGGGACUUGAGGACACCUCGGGAGCCUCUGUGCAGGCUUCGAGGUCACUCGAGUUGGGUGAAGAAUGUUGAAGUCCUUCCGUCCAAGGGUCUCGUCCUUUCCUCGGGGUUCGAUUGCAAAAUUGUCUGCUGGGACAUUAACAAAUUGGUUGAGGAUUCAUGUCCCCACACAACAUUGCUCAAAGCCAACGAUUUGAUGCGUACAAAAUUGUCUCCUGACGGCAGCAAACUCAUCGUCAGCUCCUCCUCUGGCUACUUGAUGGUUGUGCAUGAUCUUGAUGUAGGCAAACUCCCUGAAGAUCUCAAACUUUUUAAACCGAGUUUGUAUCGGUUAAUGCAAGAAACGCUGAUUAUGAUUCCGGAGCUGGCCAAGUACACGAACCGGUUCAAGCGGGACUGCUACAGAAACAGAAUCGAGUUGAUAUCAGACUUCCCCAGGGAUGAUGAAGCAACCUCGAUUUCCUCCUUAGAAGUCCAUCCAAAAGGCUGGUGUGCCCUGAGCCGCAAUACAAGCGCCCACCAAGAUUCGGAGUGGACCUGUCUACAUGACAUCCAAGAGUUGCCGUCCAAAAACUGCAAUAAUGAUGACGAGGACAUACUGAUUGCUGGACGUAAUGCAGCAUAUUCUCGAGAGAGAAUUGAGGCUGACCUUAUGGAAAAUAGCUCUAAUACAGGAGUCGAUUCUAGUCAAACUUCUUUUCUGCGCAUACACAAAAACAAGCGUCGCCUUUUGUACUUUUGCGAAGAGUCGAACGUUGGCCAAGGCUUCAUCAAGGAACAGGCCUUCAGUCCGGACGGCCGUCUCGUCAGCUCGCCUUUUGGCUUCGGGGUGCGACUGCUGGCCUUCAGCCCCGAAUGUGACGAUCCCUGGGGCAACAACGACCCUGUGUACGCCCCCACAGGAUCAAAAUGCCUCUACGAGGUGCGCACCAACAUUUGCCAUGGCAAUGUGGUCGCCUGCACCAAGUUUAGCCCCGUCGAGCCCCUUCUCGUGUCAGGCUGCAUCCAAGGUAAGAUAGCUUGGCACCAACCGAGAUUAUAAUAAAAUCUUCAAAAAUUUUACUAAUGGAAAAAAUAUAAAUUAAUUGCUCUUUCCGUUCUACUGCUCCUUAUGAGAAUCCUCAGAGCAUGCAGGUCAAAGAUUGAAAACGAAAUUAAUUUUUUUUUUAGAGCAGGACAAAAUUUGUGAUCACUUGAAUUAGCAGAGCUUAUUAAUUUUUUAAACAAUUAUAUUCAAAAUUAAUUUAAAAAAAAUGUAAUUAUAUAUUAUAAAUGAACUUAAAAUUUUAAACGGAGAAAGAAGAACUCUUAAACGAUUUCCUAUAUUAUUUUAUAAUAAAGAAAACAAUUAUU